Molecule: messenger RNA, 558 nt
Organism: Coccomyxa subellipsoidea C-169
Lineage: Eukaryota; Viridiplantae; Chlorophyta; Trebouxiophyceae; Coccomyxaceae
Exons: 3
Coding region: 1-372 (123 amino acids)
Source: RefSeq, a predicted model, not a curated record
AUGGAUCAUCGCUGUAGCUGUGAGAACGACGCUCAGUUCGCCAACGGGCCAAGCCAGACACUGACAUCAGCAGCCAAGCAAUAUUCCCAAUACCUGCAGACGCCACCGCGCACAUCGUUUGCCGGCCGAGGAGCCGAGCUAGGCCGCUCGACAGAUCAGGAAUCUCUGGAAAGCGCCUCACGCGUUCACAGCAGCUGCGGCGUAUCUCAAGCGCGGAUCGGCACCGUGUGCCCAGCGGAGGGCCCGGGCGCCUGGCCGGCCCCCUUCGGCGACAUGUCGGCUCAUCGGAUAGGGGAGUCACUUGGCUUUCAUGAUCUGGAAUCAGCAGCGCUGGGCGCGGGAGGCCUUGACCGUCAGCCGUUGACCGGGUGACACACCUCUGUUGCACACAGAACCGCCAUGAAACUUCCAGUGCUGCUCACCAGUCUCAGAGAAAUCCUUUAUCUUCCUCAAAGCCAUUGGCAGCUCAAAGCCAUUGGCAGUGAAACAGAAGACCUGGGCAAUUGUACAGCUAUGUUUGAAACAGUUCCAACAAUCACAGGCAAAUGGAUGACUUGC